ACAGAAAACUGAGAUGUCAACAUUAAUCCUGCCCUGGGCCCAACAAUCUCUGUAGCAUUUCUUAGCCACCACUCCCAAGUCGUAAGCAUCAGCCCAUGAAGCUUCUUUCGACGUUGUAGGAAGCUUACUACGAAAGAACUUGGCGAUGAACAUAUAUCAACACCUCACCACCACUGCACUGCACUUCACUUCACUUCACUUAUCAUCAUCCAUCAUGGAUGGGAACUAUGAUCCCAACAGGUUCACAAACAUGUCUGGUUACAAUUACAAUUCUAGCAGUGCUUUUGGAUCAUCAUAUUCAUCUGGGAUGGUCAGUACUGGCUAUGGUGACACCAACCAGUCGAAUUUCCAGGUUUCGGAGUUCUUCGAGCUUGAUGAUUGGAUGGAGGAAGAUCAAACAUUCAUGCCCUCUGGCUACAGUACUGCCCAAAGCCCUCAACAAGAGCUGACUGAAGUCCUUGGUCAUCCUGGUGGAAGUAGCAGUCAGCAAACCAACAGAGAUAUUGGUGGGAAGGAGAGGAAGGAGAACAGAGAAAAGGUUGCAUUCAAGACUAAGUCGGAGGUUGAGAUACUUGAUGAUGGCUUCAAGUGGAGGAAGUAUGGGAAGAAGAUGGUGAAGAACAGCCCAAACCCAAGGAAUUACUAUAGGUGCUCAAUUGAAGGAUGCCCAGUGAAGAAGAGAGUUGAAAGAGACAAAGAAGACCCCAGAUAUGUAAUAACAACUUAUGAGGGUAUCCACAACCACCAAGGCCCUUCUCAGUUCUGACUUCCCAGAGGGGAAUGUUGAAUUCCUCAGUAGUUUCAUCAAUUAUGGCUAGACUCUGUUCAAGGACGCGAUAGAGCGCGGACAGGGUCCGUUCUACCACAGCUUUACCUAAACCCCCCCUUUUUUUUCAGAUGUUUCAAUCUGUUUUCGGCAGUUUCAAUAGACCAAGCAGAUAGCAGGAUGGUCUAGUCAUGCACCGAUCGACAAGAUAUGUACUAGUAAAUUGCAGUGAGGAUAGACCCAACAGGGCUUCUUUGUACACUCUCCUCAUCAAUGCACUUUACACCAGCAUUUAACAUGCAACAA
Coffea eugenioides is the source of this 1072-nucleotide messenger RNA. RefSeq names its product probable WRKY transcription factor 50. Bases 146 to 766 code for a protein of 206 amino acids. NCBI's taxonomy places the organism in Eukaryota, Viridiplantae, Streptophyta, Magnoliopsida, Gentianales, Rubiaceae. The record is from RefSeq and is a predicted model, not a curated record. Gene Ontology annotation, biological process: regulation of DNA-templated transcription. Gene Ontology annotation, molecular function: DNA-binding transcription factor activity; sequence-specific DNA binding. The transcript is spliced from 3 exons.